GAGAUCCCAACGACAACUUGAUCGAAGGUGGCGGGACGAAGUUUGUCUGCAAACCUGGAGCUCGGAAUAUCACAGUCAUCUUCCACCCACUUCUGAGGUUUAUUCAAGAGAUCGAACACGCCUUGGGGUUCAGUCCCGCUAAGCAAUGCCCCCUCCGAGAAUUCCUCACCAUCUACAUUAAGAACAUCUUUCUCAACCAAGUCCUGGGAGAAAUUAACAAGGAAAUCGAGGGUGUCACCAAAAUUACCGACCCCCUGAAGAUCCUGGCCAAUGCAGACACCAUGAAAAUGCUCGGUGUGCAACGGCCUCUCUUGCAG
Notechis scutatus (mainland tiger snake) is the source of this 317-nucleotide messenger RNA. NCBI's taxonomy places the organism in Eukaryota, Metazoa, Chordata, Lepidosauria, Squamata, Elapidae. The record is from RefSeq and is a predicted model, not a curated record.